Molecule: messenger RNA, 2087 nt
Organism: Mugil cephalus (flathead mullet)
Lineage: Eukaryota; Metazoa; Chordata; Actinopteri; Mugiliformes; Mugilidae
Product: phospholipid phosphatase 1-like
Exons: 6
Coding region: 412-1263 (283 amino acids)
Biological process (GO): phospholipid metabolic process; signal transduction; phospholipid dephosphorylation
Molecular function (GO): phosphatidate phosphatase activity
Source: RefSeq, a predicted model, not a curated record
CAACUAGAGAGAGCGUCUCUUGUGUCUGCGCCUCACCGGGUUAUGUCUCAUCUGCGGACAGGAUCGUAUAAGAAAUCCCGCUGUGUUAUGAUGCUUUACGAGCAGUUGAGGGGGUGAGCGGCUCUUCGCCUGUGUCGUGGUGUUUUUUUUUUAGAUUAGAUUUAGCUUUUAGUCGCGUGUUUUUGACCUAGGAGUACUCUCACCUCUUAAAAACAACAUCUACUCCCUGGUAGAUUUAGCUGCUCGGACAGUCCCGGGACAAUGACGCUGGUGUGUUUUAAUUCUGUGCUGCAAUACUGAGACAUGUGCAGCGUUAUAGGCUGAGCUUCGUCUCUCCUGAAAAGCAGCAGGGACAGUCGGGAGAGGACAUUUUUUGCAAAGAAAGACUCCGGAAAGAGACGAAGACGCAACAUGUUUGAAGCGUCGGGGAUCCCGCUCAUCCUGCUGGACGUUACCUGUCUUAUUCUCGUUGGACUCCCCUUUUUCAUCCUUACCCCUCGACACAACCCUUUCAAACGCGGCUUCUUCUGCAACGAUGAGUCCAUCAGGUACCCCAUCAAAGAGGACACCAUAUCCUACCAGCUGCUGGGAGGAGUCAUGAUCCCCUUCUCGCUGAUCGUGCUUGUCUGUGGCGAGUGCCUUUCUGUUUACCUCUCUCGCAUCAAGAACCAGUCUUUGGGGACCAAGUACGUCUCGUGCGUCUAUAAGGCCGUGGGGAGCUACGUGUUCGGAGCUGCUGCUAGCCAGUCUCUGACGGACAUAGCCAAGUACUCCAUCGGCCGCCUGAGGCCAUACUUCCUGGCCGCUUGCAAGCCGGCGUGGGAUCGCAUCAACUGCAAAAAUGGCGGAUACGUCGAGAACUUCACCUGCACUGGGGACCAGUUUAUGGUAGAUGAGGCCAGGCUGUCCUUCUACUCCGGCCACUCGUCCUUCUCUAUGUACUGCAUGCUGUUCCUCGUACUGUACAUUCAAGCCAGGCUGAGGUCGGAAUGGGCGAGGCUCCUGCGUCCCACCAUCCAGUUCUUCCUGAUUGCUACUGCCGUGUAUGUGGGUCUGUCCCGAGUGUCCGACUACAAACACCACUGGAGUGAUGUUCUGGCCGGCCUCCUGCAGGGCGGAUUAGUGGCCGCUCUCACUGUCUUCUGCGUCUCCAACUUCUUCGAGCAGCCGACGAACCCGGUGGUGUCUCAGGAGGAAGACGGCUCGCACACCAGUUUACAGGAUAACCCUUCCAACGGGAACCACUACGGCAGCACGGACUGAACCUGAGGCCGCGAACACGUGACUGCAGGCGGGCGUGGGUUUGCGGCCAAAAAAACGCAGCAGUGACAUGCAACUGUUUCACGUAAACCGCUGGCUGUUUGUUUGUGUAUGUGCGCAUGUCCUGAAGGCAGUUUCACCCCCGGAGCCUGAGCCGUCGCAGCGUGUGCAGGCUUUCAGCUGCUCCCUGGAGUAGGUUGGCAAGUUUCGUUACAGGAUGAAAAACGCACUACGGAUGAAAUCGCCUCAUCGACACAUAAAGAAGCUGGGUUUUCUGUGUGGACUUUUUAGUUGAAUACGGCCUAAUUUUAUUACGGAGUGACAAAACAAAACACAGCAUGUUGGUUUUACCCUAGAAAAAGUUGCUUUUUUUUUUUUUUUUACAGUGUCAGCUUGUGGGAAGUGCGGUUGCUAGUGUAUAUUGGUCUAAUGUUGCCAUCGUGAAUGAAUGAAAUUCCUUUUGCCUAGAAUAUAAUGAGAGUCUGUGUGCGCGCUGCAAGCAGGCUUAUAAAGGUCCGGUACCUGUGAAUAAGAAAACCGUGGCUGUCCUUAAAAUGCAGACGGAACUCAGAAAUAAUAUAUAUAUAUAUGUGUGUGUGUGUUCAAUUUUGCCUUAGAUUUAUGCUGCUACCUGCUGUUAAAUCGCAUCCCUGAUAUAAUGUCAUGUAUGGAAAAUGUGUGUGUUUUUUUUUAAAUAGUUUGUGUAAAGUUUUUAUCCACAUAUAAGCUUUAAGCAGUACUGUUCUGCAGAGCAAGUACUGUGACACAGUGAGACGAAUAAAAGAGAAUGCCAUUUUGCUACUUUGACAAUAAAGAGGGAAAUGAUC